CGCCAACAAGCGACAAGUGGGAGAAAAUGCGUCUUCUAAAUUCGAUUGUUAGCCACUACCGAAUGAAUAUUAAAGUUAUAGGUUGUAGUAACAGUGCAUCAUCUGUUCAAAUAGUCAAUUUGUAAAAAAAGAAAUCUGGAUUCCAUCAUGAGCUGACUUUAGUUAGAAGAAAGAAAGGAAUCUGUCAUGAUAGUCUAGAAAUAUCGAAACAAUGGAAUUCAUAUUGCCACACUAAUUACCAGUGAGAAAGACCUGAGUUACAUUGACGUAUUGAUUAAGUCUAUGAUGUACUAUCAGAAACGUUUCCAUUGUCAACAGAAAAGAUGCUGUCUGGUUGAUUUAUGCCAACGAAUAACGAAUAAAAACACCGAGUGUUUGGAUAAAAAGCUGACUAACGGUGCAAUCACCUUUCAUCUUCUUAUCGAUAAAAGUUCACGAGCGAAAUUACAAACAAUUGUGAAAAAUUGGCAUCUGAAUAAAGUGAAUUUCGAGUUCUAUGAUUAUAAACCUUAUUUGAGUAAACUUAACUGGAUUUUAUCACAUCCUCCUGCAGAUAUUAAAUCCUGCACAAAGUUGUUACUACCGGAGAUUUUACCAAGCUACGUUAGACAGGUUAUUUCUCUUGAUGUCGACCUAAUGUUGAACGCAGAUAUCAAUGAAUUAUGGAACCGUUUCAGGUACUUCAGAGGUUCUCAAAUGAUUGGUUUGGCAAUAGAACAGAAUCCUUAUUUUGAGAGUGUAAUGAACAGUUUAGUUAAAAACUGGAAAGGAUAUGGAUACAAUACUGGUGUUAUUUUACUGAACUUGGCUAAACUGCGUUCUGUACCAUGGAAUCAUUUAUGGAUGAGUGCUACAAAAUUUAUUAUGAGAAAUAUGGGCUAUUUAAAAAAUGCAGAACAAGAUAUCAUCAAUUUAAUUGCAUCAAGAAAUAUCGAAUUGUUUUAUGAAAUCCCCUGCGAGUGGAACAUUCAAUUAAGCCGAGGUGUUGAGAUAAGAAGGUGUCCAGUUACCUGGAUUACAAAAAAUAAACAAGUGAAUGAUGAAGAAUUAUUUUACAGGAAUCAGCCUAAAAUUAUUCACAUGAAUCAUCAAAUAAAGCCAGAGGAUAUUGACUUGAAAAAUAUACUGAACAUCGAUUUAAACACCUCAGAUACGAUUUAUAAUGCUGAUCUACUUUACAAGAAAUACCUCAAAGAAUAUUUUAAAUAUCGACAUGUCAGUCGACAAUGUUUUUAUUAAACAAGAAAGAUUUAUUCAAUCACCAUCACCUUCAAAGCUAAUUCUUUUGCAUAUGUUUUGUACAUUUAUGAAACUUGAAUACUUACUCUCUUACAUAACCAGUAACCAGUUAAACUAAUUCCUUAUCAGCAGCACAUAGUGAAAAAAAUUGAAUAUAAA
Messenger RNA from Trichobilharzia regenti, 1398 nucleotides. The record is from the annotation of a GenBank genome assembly. NCBI's taxonomy places the organism in Eukaryota, Metazoa, Platyhelminthes, Trematoda, Strigeidida, Schistosomatidae.